AUGGAAGACCAAAAUAUGGCUUUUGGGUUGAUUACUGCACUGAUGUCGACAAAGCCUGAUUUUGGAGUACGGCAAGCGCAACGCCUUGCCCUGAGCAAUAUGGGGUCGGUGUUUGCCAAGCUAAGACUCCAAUAUAAGCAGCUGGAACCCGCUGAUUAUGCGAAUAGGCUUGAUUAA
Molecule: messenger RNA, 177 nt
Organism: Dovyalis caffra
Lineage: Eukaryota; Viridiplantae; Streptophyta; Magnoliopsida; Malpighiales; Salicaceae
Source: the annotation of a GenBank genome assembly